This is a messenger RNA of Dichotomopilus funicola, 4599 nucleotides long. Its product is annotated as ABC transporter-like protein. Gene Ontology annotation, cellular component: membrane. The record is from RefSeq and is a predicted model, not a curated record. The transcript is spliced from 6 exons. Lineage: Eukaryota; Fungi; Ascomycota; Sordariomycetes; Sordariales; Chaetomiaceae. Gene Ontology annotation, molecular function: ATP hydrolysis activity; ABC-type transporter activity; ATP binding. Gene Ontology annotation, biological process: transmembrane transport. The coding region runs from base 1 to 4599 and encodes 1532 amino acids.
AUGACGGCAGACGAACAGCGGAGCGGGGGACCGCAACAAGAUCAACAUCAACCACCGCAGGCAGAAUCCCCCAGCCCACCAAACUCAGUCUCUAAUAAUUCCACAACCACAAACGAAGGCUCCCUCACCAUCGCCGACCGCGAGCCCUACCAGACCCCUCCAGAAACAACCGACCCCCUCCACGAGAUCCUCGAAGAAGACGGUACGGCCGCGGAGCUCCAGCGAAUCGCGACAGCCCUUUCCAGACACCAAACCCGCCCCAACACCUCAGCAACAGCAGCAGCGGACCCUACACUCGACCCGACGUCCCGCUCCUUUGACGUGACGAAAUGGGUCCGCCACUUCGUUGCGCAGCUGUCGGCGCAGGAAGGGUUUGAGGCGCCCGAGCUGGGCGUGUUGUUCCGCGGGUUGGAUGUGUACGGUGAAGGCCGGGCGCUGCAAGUGCAGGAGACGGUCGAUUCGGUGCUGAGCGCACCAGCGAGGGCCCUAAAGGAACUGUUUUCCGGGCGGGGAAAGGGAGCCCCAGCAGCGAAGGGAGAUGGGCGACGGCAUAUCCUGCACGGUUUCAACGGGGUGCUCCAAAGCGGGGAGUUGCUCGCGGUGCUGGGCCGGCCGGGGUCCGGCUGCUCGACGUUUCUCAAGACGCUCUGCGGCGAGCUGCACGGCUUGUCGGUCAGCGACAAGUCGGCAAUCCACUACAACGGCACGCCGCAGCGGGCGAUGAAGCGCGAGUUUAAGGGCGAGGUCAUCUACAAUCAGGAAGUCGACAAGCACUUCCCCCACCUGACGGUCGGGCAGACGCUCGAGUUCGCCGCGGCCAUGCGCACGCCGGCGGACCGGCUGGGUGACCUGUCCCGUGCGGAGUACUGCGCGUACAUUGCGCGCGUGGUGAUGGCCGUGUUCGGGCUGUCACAUACCUACCACACCAAGGUCGGGAACGACUAUGUCCGGGGUGUGUCCGGCGGGGAACGGAAGCGGGUGAGCAUUGCAGAGAUGAUGGUCGCCGGGAGCCCGUUGUGUGCAUGGGAUAACAGCACUCGCGGGUUGGAUUCCGCCAGCGCCCUACGCUUUGUGCAGGCGCUGAGGUUGUCGUCCGAUCUGGGCCGGCACGCCCACGCCGUGGCUAUGUACCAGGCGAGUCAGGCGAUUUACGACGUGUUUGACAAGGCCACGGUGCUGUAUGACGGCAGACAGAUCUUCUUUGGGAAAGCGCGGGACGCUAGGGGGUACUUUGAGCGCAUGGGCUGGGAGUGCCCGGCGCGGCAGACGACCGGGGAUUUCUUGACGGCUGUGACGAACCCCGAGGAACGGGUGGCGAGGGCCGGGUGGGAGAAGAAAGUACCGCGGACGGCGGAGGAGUUUGAGAAGGCGUGGUUGGCGUCGCCGGAGUUUGCAGAGUUGCAAAGGGAGAUGGCCGAGUUUGAUGCCGAGUUUGCGUCGGGCUCUUCCCAGGGUGACGGCCUGGCGACCCUCCGGGCAACCAAACACCGCCGGCAGGCCAGGCACGCUCGCCGAGCCUCUCCACACAUGCUGACGAUCCCGAUGCAAAUCGCCCACAACACCAAGCGCGCCUAUCGCCGGAUCUGGGGCGAUCUAUCGGCGACGGUCAUUCAGAUCAUUGCUAACAUUAUCCUGGGCCUCAUCAUCGGUUCCAUCUUCUAUGGCAACGUUGCCGAGGGCACCGCCUCUUUCGACGGCAAGGGGGCGGUCCUUUUCAUGGCCAUCUUGCUAAAUGCCCUCACGGCCAUCGCCGAGAUCGAGAGUCUGUACGCGCAACGGCCGAUUGUCGAGAAACACGCCAGCUACGCAUUCUACCACCCGGCGACGGAGGCAGCGGCGGGGAUUGUGGCCGACGUGCCGGUCAAGUUUCCCGCGGCUGUGGUCUUUAACCUGGUGGCGUACUUCUUGGCGGGCCUGCGACGCACGCCGGAACAAUUUUUUCUCUUCUUUCUGGUUUCAUUCAUCACGACGUUUGUGAUGAGCGCUGUAUUCCGGACACUGGCGGCCAUUACGAAGACUGUCGCGCAGGCGAUGGCGUUGGCUGGGGUUUUGGUGCUGGCGUUGAUCAUGUAUACGGGAUACAUUAUCCCCGUUCCGCAAAUGCACCCCUGGUUUGGCUGGAUCCGCUGGAUCAACCCGAUCUUUUACGCCUUUGAGAUCCUCAUCGCCAACGAGUUCCACGGCCGCGAAUUCAUCUGUUCUCAACUUGUGCCGCCCAUCUCGCCCCCCGUUGGCCAUGCUUGGGUGUGUGCCGUCACCGGUGCCGUCGCGGGCCGGCCCACCGUGAACGGCGAUGCCUACAUCGCCGCCAUGUACCAGUACACCUACGAACAUGUGUGGCGCAACCUCGGGAUUCUGUUUGCCUUCUUGGUCGGGUUCAUGGUCAUCUACUUGGCCGCCGUCGAGUUUAACUCGUCGACGGCGAGCACGGCCGAGGCCCUGGUCUUCCCACGCUGGGAUAUCCCAGCGUACCUCGACCCGAAGCGACAAGGUACUUCCCAAGACGAGGAGACCGGUAGCGGCACCGAGGCCGAUAAGACCGGCAUCCCGCAGACUGUCCCGGCCGAUCCUAACAAUGGUAGUGAUAACGGCACAACCACAACAGCACGUCCGAGCACCGGCAUCGAACCACAAACGUCUCUCUUCACCUGGCACAACGUCGUCUACGACAUCCCCAUCAAGCCUGACACCAAGGCCACGUUGUCUGACGGUAGUAACACCAGCAGCAGCAAGAGCACACGCCGACUGCUGGAUCACGUCGAUGGCUGGGUUAAGCCGGGAACGCUGACGGCGCUGAUGGGCGCGUCGGGGGCCGGCAAGACCACACUGCUGGAUGUGCUGGCGCAGCGGACGAGUUUGGGUGUGAUCACGGGGGAUAUGUUGGUGGAUGGCCGGGCGAGGGGGGCGGAUUUCCAGCGAAGGACGGGUUAUGUCCAGCAGCAGGACCUCCACCUCGACACCUCCACGGUCCGCGAAUCCCUCCGCUUCAGCGCUCUCCUCCGCCGCCCCCCUUCUGUCCCCCUCGCCGAGAAAUACGCCUUCGUCGAAGACGUCAUCGUCAUGCUUGGCAUGCAAGAGUACGCCAACGCCGUCGUCGGCGUACCCGGUUCAGGCCUUAACGUCGAACAGCGCAAACUACUCACCAUCGGCGUCGAGCUGGUCGCGAAGCCUAAGUUGCUUCUCUUCCUCGACGAACCGACCUCUGGUCUCGACUCGCAGAGCGCGUGGGCGAUCUGCGUGUUCCUCCGGAAACUGGCUGAUGCUGGGCAGGCUGUGCUGUGUACCAUCCACCAGCCGAAUGCGCUGCUGUUUCAGCAGUUUGAUCGGUUGUUGUUUCUCGCUAAAGGCGGACGCACGGUGUAUUUUGGGGAUGUGGGCGCCAACUCGGGGUCGUUGUUGGGGUAUUUUGAGCGGAAUGGGGCGCGGAAGUGUGGUGCGGAGGAGAAUCCAGCCGAGUACAUGCUGGAGAUUGUCGCGGAGGGUGUGAAUGAUGAAGGGCGGGACUGGCAUGACGUGUGGAGGGGCAGCGGGGAGUACGAGGAGGUGCAGCGGGAGUUGGAGCGGAUGGAAACAAUGGGACGGGGGACGACGGUCAAGUCCGGCGAGGAUAACGACAACGGCGGUGAGUUUGCCAUGCCGUUGGGGGCGCAGGUGGCGGCUGUGACGAAACGCAUCUUCCAGCAGUACUGGCGCAUGCCGGCGUAUGUGCUGCCUAAGUUUGGGCUGGGGAUUAUGGCGGGGCUGUUUAUUGGGUUCACGUUCUGGAAGUCGGAGAAUGAUGAGGCGGGCAUGCGGAAUAUUAUUUUCUCGGUGUUUAUGGUUACUACCAUUUUUACCACGCUCGUCCAGCAGAUCCUUCCCCUAUUCAUCACGCAACGCUCCCUCUACGAAGUCCGCGAACGCCCUAGCAAAACGUACUCCUGGCGCGCCUUCCUCUUCGCCAACAUCGCCGUCGAAAUCCCCUACCAAAUCAUCACCGGCAUCCUCACCUUUGCCAGCUUCUACUACCCCGUCGUCGGCAUCCAAGCCUCCUCCCGCCAGGGGCUCGUCCUCCUCUUCAUGAUCCAACUCUUCAUCUACGCCUCCGCCUUCGCCCACAUGACCAUCGUCGCUCUGCCCGAUGCCCAGGCCGCUGCGGCUAUCGUCAUCCUCCUAACCAUGAUGAGCACCAUCUUCAGCGGUGUCCUGCAGACUCGCACUGCCCUCCCAGGCUUCUGGAGCUUCAUGUACCGCGUUUCCCCCUUCACCUACUGGAUCUCGGGGAUCGUGUCCACAGCGCUGCAUGACCGCCCGGUCGACUGCUCGGCCACGGAAAACUUGGUGUUUGAUCCACCCCCGGGGAAAUCCUGUGUCGAAUACCUCGCGCCGUUGGCGGAUCAGGCGUUGGGGACGUUGCAGAACCCCAUGGACACGGCGGCGUGUCGGUAUUGUCCGUUUAAAGUGGCGGAUCAGUUUUUGGCGGGGGUGGAUAUCUACUGGGACGAUCGGUGGCGGAACUUUGGGAUUAUGUGGGCGUAUAUUGUUUUUGAUGUUGUCGUGGCUGUGGGGCUGUAUUAUUUGUUUAGGGUGAGGGGAGUGGGGAGGAUGAGGAAGAAUUAG